AUGCAAUUCACCAUCAUCCUCACAACCCUCUUCUCCCUCACCUCCGCCGCUGCAGUCCAGAAGCGCUACCCUGCUACUCUCGUCGAGCGCCAAUCUGGCGUCUGCGGCGGUCUCGCGACACCUCUCUGCUGCCAGACCGAUGUUCUGGGAGCCGCAAACUUGAACUGCGCCAACGCUGGCGUCGUCGAAACUACCGAGGAGUUCCAGGCUUCGUGCGCUGAAGACGGGACUACUGCGCAGUGCUGCAUUGUGCCUCUUGGUGCCGAUGGACUUCUUUGCACUGCUGCUUAG
Messenger RNA from Parastagonospora nodorum SN15, 291 nucleotides. RefSeq lists its product as hypothetical. The transcript is spliced from 2 exons. Gene Ontology annotation, cellular component: extracellular region. The coding region runs from base 1 to 291 and encodes 96 amino acids. The record is from RefSeq and is a predicted model, not a curated record. Lineage: Eukaryota; Fungi; Ascomycota; Dothideomycetes; Pleosporales; Phaeosphaeriaceae.